UGGCGACCUGAACGGUUGUGUUGGUUCGAGCUCUGAGGCGUUUUUGAGGAGUCGUAUCUUCUGGUCGAAAUUGUAAAGUUUCUUUACAAGUCAUGAAGUGUUAACGCUUUUAAGGGAAGAAUGCAAUAAAUAGACUUUAUAAAAAUUUCACCUGACUGUGACGCAGCCUGUAUUGACGGAGCACACUGCAAGUCCACGUGCGAGUUUUCCAUCAUGCCAAAGAACAAGGACAGAAAGUUACUUUCUUCGCUUCUCGAGGCAUCAGCUGGAGUUGAUUCAUCUCCAACUACUCCAACAGGUAGCCCUCUUUCAAAAAAAGUAUGUCAGGAAGAAGACUUCAAUGUAUCGAAUGCUGACAUACUUCGUGCUGUCAACGCUCUCAAUGAGCGUUUCUCGGCGGUGGAACAGCAGAUUGCCCAGAACUCGGUCGCUAUUGUUAAUCUUUCAAAGACAACUGAUUUUGUGGCCGAGGAGAUGAAAUCUCUGUCUGCGAGAGUCAAGGCUAACGAGAGCAAAGUAUCGCAAAUUGAGCAGGUGGCCAGAAUGGUUCAAGUCAAGUGCGAUCAGGCCGAGAUCUACAGUAGGAGAUGGAACUUGAGGCUAAAUAAUUUGAGAGAAGCAGAUGGAGAAAAUAUAAGAAGCAAAGUGCUUGAAAUUCUAAAACUGCUGACUCCGGACGAGGUAGAUGUCAUCCCUUUCUCUGUCGACACUAUCCACAGGAUUGGACGUCUUGGGUCUGGAAACAACCGUCCUAGACCAGUCAUUAUUCAGUUCGCGCUCAGAUCCUACAGAGAGAAAGUUUGGAAAGCUGCACGGGACCAUCCUGCACUUAAGGAAAGAGGGAUUCGCCUGGCAGAGGACCUGACUUUUGCUGAAAGACAACAGAGGAAGCUCCUGUGGCCAAGGGUAAAUGCGGCGAGAGAAGAGGGGAAAAGAGCCUACUUUCGUGGAGCAGAUGCUUUUAUCGAUGGAAAAAAACUGGUUGUUGACGACUUUCAAGAUGAAUAUUGA
Messenger RNA from Pimephales promelas (fathead minnow), 1011 nucleotides. Lineage: Eukaryota; Metazoa; Chordata; Actinopteri; Cypriniformes; Leuciscidae. The record is from RefSeq and is a predicted model, not a curated record.